This is a messenger RNA of Paraphaeosphaeria sporulosa, 525 nucleotides long. RefSeq lists its product as uncharacterized. The coding region runs from base 1 to 525 and encodes 174 amino acids. NCBI's taxonomy places the organism in Eukaryota, Fungi, Ascomycota, Dothideomycetes, Pleosporales, Didymosphaeriaceae. The transcript has a single exon. The record is from RefSeq and is a predicted model, not a curated record.
AUGCUCGCUAUGGGCACUGGAGAGCACGCGCAGCGAUGGGGCAGCACGGCGGAGUGCCUGGGGAACUUGCGGAGGCGGACGGGCGAUAGUCGAUGGGCGCGGAUAGGCGAUUGGCAGCGCGAUCAGGCGGCGGCUUGGGCGCGUCAGUCAAAUUUGUCCAUGGGCGGCGUCGAGGGCAGCGGGAGUCGUGACACGCAAGGAAAAUCGUCGGGAGGCGCGACCAGCCGUUCUCAGGACAUCGCGACGGCGGAUGGCUGCGUGGGCGAAGAUGAGGUUGCGGUGAAAGCCAAAGCUGGCGGGAACUGGGUCGGGGCAUGCGCUGCGGCCGCUGCUUGGUGGCCGCUUGGGCCACACGCUAGCGACGAGCUCCACUUCACUCUUCCACAGCACACCGACUACCACACCACACAUUCCGCGCUUCGCCCAAGCGCAGGGCCGCCUCGUCACUGGGCGAGGGCACGCGCAGUCGAGUGCACGCGUGUCCUUCUGCCACCCGCUAGCCCGCGAGCAUCGCACUCGCCAUGA